Molecule: messenger RNA, 1881 nt
Organism: Baudoinia panamericana UAMH 10762
Lineage: Eukaryota; Fungi; Ascomycota; Dothideomycetes; Mycosphaerellales; Teratosphaeriaceae
Exons: 2
Coding region: 219-1823 (534 amino acids)
Source: RefSeq, a predicted model, not a curated record
CACCGCCACUAUCCACUGACACACCGCACCUAAUAGCUUCUUACGAAACGGCCACUACCUAUGCACCUGACACGGAAUACAUGUCCACACCCAGUACUUGAUACCCGUGGUUAAGGGACAUCCAGACUGUUGACCUACUGCGCAACCCUGCACAAUCGCGGGCUGCCCCUUCUGAAGCUGGACUUGUGAUGGGCAAUAGGUUCUUUCUAGAUUGGCCAAUGUGGGAGAAGCUGUGCUUCGUCCUGGCAUGUGCGAUCGUGGUUGUACUGUUGGCAGGCACCACCAAGCUGGGCUACACCCACUGGCGACUUCGGAAGUACGUCGCCGUCGCGGAGAAAGAAAAGAAAGAGCAGGCCAUUCAGCGGCAGAUGAGCCAACGACGACGCCACGACGAAACUCCGUUCGGCAUCCGUGCGCUGGAGAACGGCAUAGAAGUCGAGGGUGUCUGGGUUUCUAGGCCAAACACACCUGACAGCGCAACUCGCGAGAAUUCUGUCGGCUCCUUAGUGCUCCAGCAGUAUCAGCGGAGAAGUGGCGAUCUCGCCCUUCACGAGCAGCCGCCACCAAUACAUACAAGAGAUUGGUCCAGCUCGUCCUCGACCUCAGCCGGGCCGCCGAGUUCAGCUUUCGAUCGUGCAGUGUCCGCCGAGCGACUACCGAGCAGUAACGCCAGCAUCGACUCCCGAUAUGAUGGCGGACCUAUCUCUAGGCCCGCGAAGACGCGAUAUCCACCUUGCUCGUUCACCAAGUACAGCAAUAGUCCUUACGCUUAUCGACAGUCAUCUUCGUCGCACAGUACGCUUGAAGACAUGGAGGCUGUGCAGCGAGCGUCUCUCGAAGCCAUUCGAAGAGCGUCGACUAGUAUCCACGAAGACCGCAGCAAUAGUGAUGACUCGGUUCAGAAUGAGAAUGACACAGAGCCUAUCUCGGCUGCAGCACCAAAGCUACUCACACAUCAACCCUCUUCAAAGCCUCGGAACCGCUCGGUUGAUUUCGAGAUGAUGAACAGCCACCGCGUCUCGCUUGCAGCCGAAACUGGUCAGCUCGCACCACGGACUAGAAGACCCGGCAGGAGUGGCGAAUGCACCAACGUUGGGCUUGUUACGAACCCUGAGCAAUCUGACUACUCCUCGCAGCGCAGCGCUGCAUUACUAUCCCCAGUUCAAAGCACCUCUCCCACGAGUCCACUGUCAACUCCGAGGGUCGAGGCUCUGCCGCCUGCUGUGCGCAGGGCAAGCAUGCCAGAUGUGACACCAUUUACGCAGUUCUGUCAAAGCACGCCUCCAUCGCCGCAGCUGGAACGUCGGAGAUUGACGGACCUGCACAGCUACACGACCACCAGUGCGCAGUAUCAGGGUGCAGACACGACUGUCUCUUUGCCAUCGGAUAUACCGGCCGAGCUUCCCGCUGCAGUUCCUACAAUGCCUGCUCGGUCACCACCUAUAUCAAGGGCGUUGAUCGUUCACCCAGCUUCAAUGGCGCCGCCUCCAGAGCGGACAUCCUUCGAAAAGCGAGGGUCGCAGAUCUUACGCGGUCAUGGUACUGGCUUCGAGAUACUCAAGCCUGGCUCGCUCAACCCAACCCUGCCGUUCCAUCUUUUGCCAGCUAAUGAUGGCUCUCACGAGAAACAGCAUACAGCGCCACCAGUAUCUUUGCAUAACGCGUACAGAUCUUCUCGGUCUCGUUCUAGGUCUAGUAGUGUCGGAGCUGCAGGGAGGAAGCUGCAGAAGAAACGCCGGGCCAGCACUGACUCAACGGCAAGCAACGAGACACACCGCAGUUGGCUGAAGGGGAGCAAUAGAGGGAGCUUGGAGGUUCAUUAAUUGUAGGGAGGGCUGUUCUGUAACAUAACACCACAGUGUAUUUCAUAUGAUCACCACC